AUGACAAGUGAGUUGCGGGCCAUCGAGGUCACAUCCUCCUGCGAGGAAUCCGACGCAAGGUUAGUUGUACAUGUGGGCUUCAGGAUGCCAUUGAAAAGAGACUCAAAGAAGAAAGGCGAGGACAUCAUGGCUGUGUACGAGCUGAGGGAGAAGCUGGGAGAGGGCUCUUUUUCAGAGGUGCGAGUGGCACAGCACCGCUGCACUCAGAGGCUUGUAGCGGUCAAGUGCAUCCGCAAGAGGGCGCUAAAGGGCAAGGAAUCCAUGCUGGAGAACGAGAUAACAGUGCUGCGCAAAAUCCAUCAUGAAAACAUUGUCUCUUUGGAGGAGACUUUUGAAACACCAACAAAGCUGUACUUGGUGAUGACAUUGGUAACAGGGGGAGAGCUGCUGGACAGGAUCCUGGAGAAGGGCAUGUACACCGAGCGGGACGCCAGUCGCGUGAUCCACCAGGUGCUGGAGGCGGUCAGAUACCUGCAUCAGCUGGGCAUCGUCCACAGGGACCUCAAGCCUGAGAAUCUGCUGUAUGAGACUCCAACGGAAGAUUCCAAGAUUGUCAUCAGUGACUUUGGCCUGUCCAAGAUGGAGGACCAGGGCAUGUUGUCCACCGCCUGUGGAACACCUGCAUAUGUUGCCCCAGAGCUCCUGCAGCAGAAAACGUAUGGUAAAGAGGUGGACCUCUGGGCCGUUGGAGUCAUCGCUUUUAUUCUACUCUGCGGAUACCCGCCAUUUUACGACGAGAACGACACACAGCUCUACAAGCAGAUCAUCAAGGCCGAGUAUGAGUUUGACUCGCCAUACUGGGAUGAAAUCUCUGCUUCAGCGAAAGACUUCAUAAUGCACUUAUUGCAGAAGGACCCGAAGAAGAGGUAUAAUUGUGAGGAAGCCUUGCAGCAUCCUUGGAUAUCAGGAGGAGCUGCUCUGGAGAAAAACAUCCACGGGUCUGUCAGCGAACAGAUUCAGAAGAACUUCGCCAAGAGCCAUUGGAAGAGAGCGUUUAAUGCGACCAUGGUGGUACGCCACCUCAGUAAGAAGGCCCAUGGCUCCGAGGAGGAUGGGGGACACUGCACCCCUGGAAAAGCUCUCCAGGCACCACCCGAGUGAGCCGCCGGCAGCCGCCGGUACCCAGCCAACUGGCCCCCAGGACAGUCAGUAUGUCAGUGCACGUUUCCUACAGUGGUCUCGGUAUUCCCGGCCAGGUCUCCUGACUACCAGCUGCUUUCCUUUCUACAUCUUUGAGCUUGAGUUCUUUCAGUGCCUUUCCCUUGUACAAUCUGCUGCUUAUGCAUGGGUUCUAUGGAUCAUGUCCUUGUUUAUGUUAAAUAUUAUGUUAUGUUGUUAUGGUAGGGCUUCUGUGUGUGUUGGUGUAAAGAUGACUUGCUCAAUUGCAGCGUAAUAUCUUUGAAAGUACACUCAGCAAGUGUACAGUGAGCAUCCAUUUAGCUAAGUGACCUAUUUUAGCAAGCGGGUAUUUGUUUCCUAAAGCGCAUGGCUAAUAUCACUGAAUUGCCAUUGUGAAUGUUAGCAAUUAAUCUUUUCCCAGUGUAAGCAAGCACUGUAUUUAUACUGGAUGGCAGAUGUAGUAUUGUUAGUACUGUAGGGUUGUGCGUAUGGUCUGUAUGAUCAGGGCAAUUUUUCAUUUAUUGACUUUUUCAUUUUGAAUUGUCUUGUUAACCUAUUGAAUUAGUUUUGUUUCAAUAAUGAGUUGUUUGCUUGUUAAUGUGUCUCAAGCAUUGCAAUUGUCAGAAGGCUAGCUGUACAUGUUUCUAAAUCUGUUUUGGACUAAGGUUUGCUUCAAUAUUUUCAGUUGAUCAGAUUCUGAGAACUGCCAUGCAAACACAUUGUAGCCUACAUUGCUGGCACUGAAAAGGACAACUAGAGAUGCUCUCAUGCUAUCUAUAACUGCUUUUGAAAUGUAUUGGUUUGAAUUUACCUAUUCUCUUAUUUUUUAAAGAGAAUAAGAACUUGCAUGUAAUACAGUUGGAAUGAAGAGAUACAUGGUGCUUGUAGCUCUAAAGGUGUAAGAGACCAGUGUGU
Sardina pilchardus (European sardine) is the source of this 2034-nucleotide messenger RNA. It is a transcript of the gene pnck, whose product is annotated as pregnancy up-regulated nonubiquitous CaM kinase. Gene Ontology annotation, biological process: peptidyl-serine phosphorylation. Gene Ontology annotation, molecular function: calcium/calmodulin-dependent protein kinase activity; calmodulin binding; ATP binding. The coding region runs from base 1 to 1101 and encodes 366 amino acids. Lineage: Eukaryota; Metazoa; Chordata; Actinopteri; Clupeiformes; Clupeidae. Gene Ontology annotation, cellular component: intracellular anatomical structure. The record is from RefSeq and is a predicted model, not a curated record. The transcript has 13 exons.